UCUACUCUCUCUCUAUCUCUCGUUUUCCUUCCAUCAAAACGGCAACAGAAUUUACACGCACAAGACACACUAACAUCUCACACAUUCACCGCAGUUUGAGAUAAGUGUGACCUUCAUAUUUGAAACUCUCCGUUUUGAUGCUGCUUUCUCACUCAAUCACAGAGGUUUUCCAGUUCAACAGCUUUUCUCAUAAAUCAUUGAAGCACCUUCUGCGAAUUUCAAUCGAAGUGUUGGUCCUUCAUUGAACCUUUGCUUCACAAUACAAUAGGAAUCAGAUAUCCACACAUUAUUAUUUAAUCCUCUGCUGGGCAAGUAGUUGAAUCCGUCAGAACACAACCAAUGAAUGGUGAUGAGAAUAUCUCACUGGAUUUCAUGAUCAUACGUUUUUGCAAUGGGGUACUUGAGUGUGGAGAAGAAGUGGGUGUUCCCUCUUGUUAUAAGUUCAUUAGUAUGUGUUUUCCUUCUGGCAACCUCCUUUAAUAUGGGCCUUGUGUCCUCAUUGCACACAAUCAAUUCUAUUUUCUCAAUAUUCCCUUCUCGUCUCACAUCCAAUGGCUCUAGCUUUGUUGAGUCAAAAAUAAAUCAAGCUCCUCCACUUGUUCCUCCUCCUCUUCCAAAAUUUGCUUAUUUGAUUUCUGGAUCAAAAGGUGAUGUGGACAAACUUUGGAGGACUCUUCAUGCUUUGUAUCACCCAUGGAAUUAUUAUAUUGUUCAUCUAGAUCUCGAGUCACCCUUAGAUGAGAGAUGGGAACUAACAUCUCGGGUGGUGAACCACACACUUUUUACGAAGGUUGGGAAUGUUAUUGUAAAUAACAGAUCAAAUAUGGUCACUUAUAGGGGUCCCACAAUGGUUUCCAAUACCCUUCACGCAUGUGCCAUUCUUCUAAACAGAUUUAAAGAUUGGGAUUGGUUUAUAAAUCUCAGUGCUUCAGAUUAUCCUUUGGUGACUCAGGAUGAUCUCCUCGAUACAUUUGCUGAUUUGAAAAGAGAUCUCAAUUUUGUAGAACACACUAGCGACUUAGGCUGGAAAGCUGCUCAGAGGGCAAUGCCACUGAUUAUUGAUCCUGGACUUUAUCAGACAACCAAAUCUGACGUAUUCGCUGUUGGACCCAAAAGAAAUUUACCAACAGCAUUCAAAUUGUUCACUGGCUCAGCUUGGAUGAUCUUAUCACGUACAUUUGUCGAGUACUGCAUAUGGGGCUGGGAUAAUCUCCCAAGAACCCUGCUGAUGUAUUACUCAAACUUUGUUUCCUCCCCAGAAGGUUAUUUCCAAACCGUCAUCUGCAAUGCUCCGCAGUUUGUGCCGACUGUUGUCAACCACGACAUGCACUAUAUAUCGUGGGAUAACCCCCCACAACAGCAUCCUCACACACUCUCCGUCAAUGACACAGCAGACAUGAUUGCUAGCGAUGCUCCAUUUGCACGUAAAUUCAGAACGGAUGAUCCAGUUUUGGACCAGAUUGACCUUAAUUUACUCAGGAGGAAAAAGGGGGGCUUUACGCCUGGUGGCUGGUGUGCAGGAAAACCUCGCUGCUCGAGGGUGGGAAACCGGAGCAAGCUUAGGCCGAGUCCUGGUGCUCAAAGGCUGCAACGCCUCAUAGGUAAUAUAGUAUUUUCAGAAAAUUUUACUAAAGCUCAAUGUUUCUAGAAUCCUUCAUCCGCUGCCGCUUGAAGUGGAGGAAGACGGCGGGAGAAUAGACAAGAGGCGAGAUUAUACGUAGUAAAGCAUCCAAUAAUUAAUUAGAAUCAGUGCAUGUAUACAAAAAUAUUGCUUCUUUCAGCCAUGUAUUUGUAGGUCCUUCACAUAUAUAGUAUAAUGUUCUUAUCCAUAUUAUCAUUGACUGCUCCAUUUCAAUAUUAAUUAUAUUUUGGUUUCCUCUA
This is a messenger RNA of Salvia hispanica, 1881 nucleotides long. RefSeq names its product beta-glucuronosyltransferase GlcAT14A-like. Gene Ontology annotation, cellular component: membrane. Gene Ontology annotation, molecular function: glucuronosyltransferase activity. NCBI's taxonomy places the organism in Eukaryota, Viridiplantae, Streptophyta, Magnoliopsida, Lamiales, Lamiaceae. The record is from RefSeq and is a predicted model, not a curated record.